AUGUCGUGGAAGAUUGAAGAUGGAAGUGGAUGGCUCCUUGCCCCCAUGGUUCUCCUUAGCUAUUUCACCGGACUUUGGGCAGCGUGGAGAAGUCGAGAUAAUGCUGCGCAGGUGACUGUGAGGAUCAAGGGGCUUACGUCUGGGAAAGCGGGCGAUCCUUACCUCGCUGCGACACUGCAGCCUUAUGCUAUUCAGAAGACAUUCUAUUGA
Molecule: messenger RNA, 210 nt
Organism: Paracoccidioides lutzii Pb01
Exons: 2
Coding region: 1-210 (69 amino acids)
Source: RefSeq, a predicted model, not a curated record